GUUAAGACUAUCAGGCAAAAUGGAUUCCCAACCCACAUCGAAAGCUCUGCACAACCGCAUAAACACCAAUAUCUCACAAUUACUCCAGCGAUUCGAGAAUAUCAUGGCAACAGCUACAGUGCGUUUUCACUCUUCCGACGAACCCACCAGCCACACCACGACAGCCGUAGAAACAUACCAGCUCGAUGUAGAGUCGACUGCGUUGGUCCGCGCCGCAGAAGACCUCCUCUCCUUAACCCGUAUAAUGAAAGAGACAUGGUUAUUCGGGAAACUCGAUACACUGGGCGAAGACGAGUCCGAGGUAACGCGCAGAGAGGAGCUAGAGAGGAAUGCGGCAGCGAUUCAGAAGGUCAUUGAGAACAAGGGUGUUCUGAAGCCUGCUAAGCCGUAGCGUAGCGGCUUCCUAUGCUUUACUUUUCUUCUUCAUCUGGUGCGAUGCGAUGUACGGAGUAAAUAG
Messenger RNA from Aspergillus ochraceoroseus IBT 24754, 457 nucleotides. Its product is annotated as RNA polymerase II mediator complex head subunit MED22. The transcript has 4 exons. Lineage: Eukaryota; Fungi; Ascomycota; Eurotiomycetes; Eurotiales; Aspergillaceae. Gene Ontology annotation, molecular function: transcription coregulator activity. Gene Ontology annotation, biological process: regulation of transcription by RNA polymerase II. Gene Ontology annotation, cellular component: mediator complex. The record is from RefSeq and is a predicted model, not a curated record. Bases 20 to 391 code for a protein of 123 amino acids.